CAACAACACCUCUUCCAUCGCAAAAAAUCACAGUGGAAACAUUUGAAUAUUUUGAAAAAGCAACGGCAGCAUGCAUCGCGCGCUCCAGGUUCCGGCGCUCGUCGACAUUAUAACCAACAUGUCGUCCCAAGGUGACGCGUGCAGGAUGGCUCGUACAUGCCGAGCGUGGCAUCAACCAGCUCUGGAUCGUAUUUGGCGAGAAGCUGGAACAAUGCCUUGGAUGUCCUCUUGCGCAUCCUACCUGCCGACCUUUAUCAACCUCUUAGCUUCGUAUCCACAUCCUACGGGUUCCCGCAAGACAUAUCUCCCAAAUGGCUUCGAGGUCCUACUCUGGCCGAGUACGAGCGUAUCUAUCAGUUAUCGCCGCGCAUGCAGAGCUUGGAGAACCCGGGAUACAUCGAUGUUUUCCAGAUUACCAUGACGCAUCCGCCACCGCGCCCACUCUUCCCUCGCCUGAAGACACUUCGUAUAGACGGCAGCGGAAGUAAAGUCUCGCCCCACAUGCUCCUGGAACCCUUCGCGUCCCCGGUGCUCACCCGCCUGGACAUAUUCCUCCCAUUCCGCAACCAGUGGAUGGAGAUCUGCCUCAACGAGAUAUACAGCGCGUGCGCGCCCUCAGUCAAGGUGAACUUCGACCUGCGGGAGCUCACGAUGAUACCGCGCUUCGUGGGGGACCGGACGGACAUGAUCCACAGUGUCACGAUGGCCAGUAUGUGCGAGGAGGGGUGGGCGUACAUGGCUGCUCUGCCGCGCCUGCAGGAGCUGCGCAUCCACGACAUCGGCUCAGCGCCCCGGGUCGACAAGGUUGACGCUGUGAAGAAUCCCUUCCACGCCUUGCGGCUUCUCGAACUCACGGCGAACUUCGACUGCCGGCCCUUCGUAGCGGGCCUCCUCCGGCGGUGCGGGAGGCUGUCGCUGUCCACCAUGAAGGUCCGUGUCUCCCUCGACACCCCCGAGCGGAUGGCGCACCCGACCGACCACUGGGUGGACCUCUUCCUCGCGAUUGAGCGCCACUGCGCGCACGACGCCCUGCGCACGCUCAGCCUCGCCGACGACGGCGAGAUGGCGCGCAUCGGGGGCGGCACGCUCCAGCUGCUCGCCCCCUUCCGCGAGCUCCGGACCCUCUCAAUCGAGAGCAAGAACGGCGUGGUCGUCGAGGACCGCCACAUCGCGUCCCUCAUGCGCAGCUGGCCCGCGCUGCAGUCGCUCAAGCUCGUGCCCUCGAGGUUCCUGAACCUCGAAUGGGAGAACGACGAGGACACGUACGCCUCCGCGCGCUACAUCAGCACCUGCACGGUCCCCGGCAUCCUCGAGAUCGCCCGGCUGGGCACGGCGCUGCGGUCCCUGACCCUCACCGUCGAUUUCGAGAACGACUUGCCUCUGGGAGACAGCGACUGGUUUCGGGGUGGCGACACCGUCGAGCUGCCCUGCAACACAAACGUGACGAUGUUCGACGCGUGGGUCUCCGACAUGGGCGAUGUCUGCGAUGUCGCGGGCUUUCUCUUGGCGGUCUUCCCGGCGGCGGCGCAGAACUUGUGGGUGUCUGUUUUGGCGGAUAAGGAGCAUUACGAGGGCAGCCGUGACGAGGCUGUCGCUGCGAAGUGGGAGCAAGUUUUCACCAUGAUUGACAUAGUACGGACUGCAGAGCGCAAAGCGGAGCAGCGCAUUAGGAAGGCAAUCCAGGAGGAAGGGAAACCUCCACGCCACUGAGGGCUUCAAAAUAUAGUAUCUUAUUUGUGUGGAACAGAAAAGGGUUUGCGACUUUGGCAAUGGUGGCAUAAGAUCAUUCGCACGCUCUUCUGACCUCCUUACCGCAGCUUGAAAUCGAC
Schizophyllum commune H4-8 is the source of this 1829-nucleotide messenger RNA. RefSeq lists its product as uncharacterized. The record is from RefSeq and is a predicted model, not a curated record. The coding region runs from base 157 to 1710 and encodes 517 amino acids. NCBI's taxonomy places the organism in Eukaryota, Fungi, Basidiomycota, Agaricomycetes, Agaricales, Schizophyllaceae. The transcript has 2 exons.